AUGGCUGAUGGAGAAGUCGGAGGAGUGCAGCCUGCCGGGCGUCUUCUCGUACAGGCUCGCGCAGGCGGCGAGCUUCUCCUUGAGCGGGCCGGCGGGCAUCAGGUCGACGAGGAAGCCUGGCCGCACGCCGACGUCGACGUUGGCGAUGCGCGAGCCGCCGCGGCUGUGGGUGCUGCUGCUAGGCGCGGCGGCCACGGCGGAGGCCAUCAGCAGGAUGCUCAGCUUCAUCUUUCUUGUCUCUUUCUUGUCUCUGGGUAUCUCUCUGGUAUCUCUCUAGUCUUGAUGUCUGGGUAUCCUGUCCUGUCUGGCAUCUGUCUGUAUCUCUGUGAGCAGAGGCGGCCUAUUUAA
This is a messenger RNA of Trichophyton benhamiae CBS 112371, 348 nucleotides long. RefSeq lists its product as uncharacterized. Lineage: Eukaryota; Fungi; Ascomycota; Eurotiomycetes; Onygenales; Arthrodermataceae. The coding region runs from base 1 to 348 and encodes 115 amino acids. The transcript has a single exon. The record is from RefSeq and is a predicted model, not a curated record.